Angiostrongylus costaricensis is the source of this 147-nucleotide messenger RNA. Lineage: Eukaryota; Metazoa; Nematoda; Chromadorea; Rhabditida; Metastrongylidae. The record is from the annotation of a GenBank genome assembly.
AUGAUGCUUGUGAACAUCGCCGACGACGGCUCCAUGACGCUAGAUGAAGGCUUUUUAGUGGACUUCGGUUCCAUGCAAGGAGGCCCCUAUCUUGCACACGAAAUGCGCUACCCCGGAGGCGACUGCACCUCUGACAUCUGGAUUUGA